Molecule: messenger RNA, 3041 nt
Organism: Poeciliopsis prolifica (blackstripe livebearer)
Lineage: Eukaryota; Metazoa; Chordata; Actinopteri; Cyprinodontiformes; Poeciliidae
Product: alpha-amylase-like
Exons: 10
Coding region: 47-1585 (512 amino acids)
Biological process (GO): carbohydrate metabolic process
Molecular function (GO): cation binding; alpha-amylase activity
Source: RefSeq, a predicted model, not a curated record
CAAACACACAUGGGGCCAGUCUAAACAGGAGUGCUCUAACUGAAGCAUGCAGCUGUUUAUUUUAAUAACCCUGUUUGGGCUCAGCCUCACACAACACAACCCCCAUUUUAAGCAUAGAAGGACAACAAUUGUCCACCUGUUUGAGUGGCGCUGGUCUGACAUUGCUGGCGAGUGUGAACGUUUCCUAGCUCCAAAAGGGUUUGGUGGUGUCCAGAUUUCUCCUCCAAACGAACACAUUGUUCUGGACCAGCCAUGGCAGCCAUGGUGGCAAAGAUACCAACCAAUCAGCUACAAUUUAUGCUCCAGAUCAGGCAGUGAGGAGGAAUUUAAAGACAUGAUCAUCAGAUGCAACAAUGUUGGGGUUAAUAUUUAUGUGGAUGCUGUCAUCAACCACAUGUGUGGAAGUGGUGGUGGAGAGGGAAACCACUCCUCAUGUGGAAGCUGGUUCAGUGCUGGCAAAAAGGAUUUUCCAAGCGUCCCGUACUCUGCUUGGGACUUCAAUGUGAACAAAUGCCGAACGAGCAGCGGUGACAUUGAAAACUAUGGAGACAUUUUUCAGGUACGAGACUGCCGUCUGGUCAGUCUUUUGGACCUUAAUUUGGAGAAAGACUACGUCAGAGGCAAAGUGGCUGAGUACAUGAACAAGCUAAUUGAUUUAGGUGUAGCUGGAUUCCGAGUGGAUGCCUGCAAGCACAUGUGGCCAGGUGACCUGGAAAAUGUUUACGGUCGUCUUCAGAACCUCAACACAACGUGGUUUCCCAGGGAUUCCAAACCUUUCAUCUUUCAGGAGGUUAUUGAUUUGGGAGGUGAGGCCAUCUCUUACACUGAAUAUGUCCACCUGGGCAGAGUGACAGAGUUCAAAUAUGGUGCAAAAUUAGGAAAAGUCUUUAGAAAGUGGGAUAAAGAGAAACUGUUUUACACAAGGACCUGGGGGGAAGGGUGGAGCUUCAUGUCUCAUGGCAAUGCUGUUGUCUUUGUUGAUAACCACGAUAACCAGAGAGGUCAUGGGGCAGGUGGCUCAUCCAUCAUAACUUUCUGGGACUCCAGACUCUACAAGAUGGCAGUUGGGUACAUGCUUGCUCACCCCUAUGGAGUGACCAGGGUUAUGUCUAGCUACCGUUGGAACAGAAACUUUGUGAAUGGAAAAGAUCAGAAUGAUUGGAUGGGCCCUCCAAGCAACACUAAUGGAUCGACCAAGUCUGUUUCUGUUAACCCAGAUCAGACAUGUGGAGACGGAUGGGUGUGUGAGCACAGAUGGCGUCAGAUCACAAAUAUGGUGAUUUUCCGUAAUGUGGUCAAUGGACAGCCUCAAACCAACUGGUGGGAUAACCAGAGCAACCAGGUUGCCUUUGGACGUGGUGAUCGUGGUUUUAUAGUUUUUAACAAUGAUGACUGGACCCUUAAUGUAACCCUUAACACUGGUAUGUCAAGUGGCACAUACUGUGAUGUCAUUUCUGGUCAGAAGGAAGGCAAUAACUGCACUGGAAAGCAGAUUAUUGUUAGUGAUGACGGGCACGCCCACUUCAAGAUUAGCAACUUAGACGAGGACCCCUUUGUUGCUAUUCAUGCUGAAUCCAAGAUUUGACAUGUAAUGUCAGUAUUUAAUCAUUUUAUAUUUACAGACCUAUCUCCCACAGCAAUAUUCCUGAGUGGCACAAAUUUAUUUGCUUUAUUUCUGAAUGCAAAUGUUCAAUAAAAAAGUGAAAACAAAAAAAUAACAGUCCAUACGUCUCACUCAAACCUCAAAACCAAUGACGUUCAAGCACAUGCAAGGUCCUAUAAAAUGUGUUAGAUAUUAUCAAAGCCACAUACAGUUACAAAGUCAUCUUUCUAUCACCUGAAGAAUAUUUCCUGGAUUAGAGGAUUCAGUUAAACCAGGAACAUAUAGCACAUCACCCCAAUUCUUAAAUUCUCACAAGACCCCUGGAGCUCAGAGAAUCAACUUGAAAAUAUUGUAUUUAUGAAUUUAUAAAUCACUGAACAGCUUAUCACCAUCAUUUAUUAAAGAUCUACUGUUGUAUCAAACUUCCAAACCACAUAGGUCUUCUAAAUCUAGUCUGCCCUGCAUCCACAGAACCAGAGCUGAACAUGGAGAAGCAGCAUUCAGCUUCUAUGCACCCCAAAUAUAGAACAAACUUCCAGAAAACUGCAAACCAGCCAAAACACUGAGUUCCUUUAAAACUAGCCUAAAAACCUGCCUGUGUAGCAUUGCUUUUAAGCCAUAAUAAAUGAAACACUGACUAAUUCUAGCAAUCCCAUUGCUAGAGGCUAAAAUAAAAUAAGCUUAUUUUAAUUUAUGUGUUUAUAAAGUGCUUUCUACUGUGAGUUUGUUCUAACUUUCUAAAAAAAAAAGCAACAUGUCCAAUGCAAAUAAACUGUACUUUUUGCAAAAACAAUGCAUCUUCAAAUAUAGUCACAAAGCUAACACUAUAUGGUAAUCAGUAUCAUAUGCAAUAGUAUAGUGACUGCUACCACUUCACUCACUUGUAAGUGACAAUUGGUUGAACCAGUAUGUCCAACUUUUCAGCUCAGUGUACUGCCACAUUCAUUUGCACCAAAGCUUUUCUCAGUGUUACAGUAAAUAUUACAUAUUGAUGUUUUUGUUACUCUCAGUGCAAAUAAACAUUUGUAUGAAUAAAAAGAUUAUGGCUGUGUCCUGCACCUCAAUCUCAGAACACAAAAGAGAUUUACGUUGGAGUCCCUGCCAAUACCUGGGGCGUCUCAGAAUGCAUCAUAUGGGGGAGCAACAGUCUCUUGGUGUGGUACAGUUUGUGUGAGUUCAGUCUUCUUUUCUGCAUUUGGUUGCAGCGCGUUGCAAACAUUUGACCAAUCUCACCAGCUGUGCACCUCCAUCACUCCAUCAAAUCCACCCACACAAAAGCAAACACUUGUUUCUCUGAAUAUGCUUAACCACUCAGACACCCACUCACGGACAAAUAGUCCAAAUAGUUGAAGGUCAUGCAAACACAGUUAACUUUUACUUAAAAUUUUGCAUGCAAUAAUAGAAAAAAAUGUGGCAGUGUAUUAGUGGGAUAGUAUUG